Molecule: messenger RNA, 713 nt
Organism: Lathyrus oleraceus (garden pea)
Lineage: Eukaryota; Viridiplantae; Streptophyta; Magnoliopsida; Fabales; Fabaceae
Product: mixed-amyrin synthase-like
Exons: 2
Coding region: 67-468 (133 amino acids)
Biological process (GO): triterpenoid biosynthetic process
Cellular component (GO): lipid droplet
Molecular function (GO): beta-amyrin synthase activity
Source: RefSeq, a predicted model, not a curated record
UACCCACACAAAUCUCAUAGUUUGCUAAAAUAUAAUAAUUUAAGUGAGAGAUAGUAUAGUACCCAGAUGUGGAAGCUGAAGAUAGGAGAUGGUGGAAAAGAUCCAAACAUAUUCAGCACAAAUAAUUUUGUAGGGAGACAGACAUGGGAGUUUGAUCCUGAUGCUGGUACUUGUGAGGAGAAAGCUCAAGUUGAAGCUGCUCGCCAACAUUUCUAUGAUAACCGUUUCAAGGUUAAGGCAUGCAGUGAUCUUCUUUGGCGCUUUCAGAUUCUAAAAGAAAAAAAAUUCAAACAGACAAUAUCUAGUGUGAAGAUAGAAGAUGAAGAGGAUAUAACAGAUGAAAAAGUGGUAAUCACUUUGAAAAGGGCUGUACAUCACCUAUCAGCAUUGCAAGUAUGUGAUGGCCAUUGGCCAGCUCAUUUUGCGGGUCCUCUAUUUCUUACUCCUGCCUUGGUUAGUGCUUGUUAAUUAACCAAUAUCAGAAGAUAAUAAUGUGUAGAUAGAGGAAGAGAUAAUAAGGAUGAACCACCAAACUGUCGCAAAAGCAACACCAAAUUAAAAUUGGGUUUAAUAGUGAUGAAGCAAAUAAAGCCAAAUAAUUUAGUAGAGUCCAAAUUAAAAUUGAGAUAAUAAUGUGCAUUUAAAGCUGCUCCUAUACAAACAAAGCCAAAAAUUUUAGUAGAGGCCAAAUUACGAAGCAAAUAAAGCAGAGA